UGGAGGGUCUCUCGUGGCUGGUAACCCCGGCAGCUGGUCGGCGCGGAGCUGGAGAUGCGCGGGCCGCGGGGCGGGGAGGGCUGCCGCCCGCUGUUUGACUGCUGUCAAAUACGAUUAUUUCCUGAGUUGCGUUUCGCGAUUAUUUCCAUAGAAAAGCUAUUCUCGGGUUAUUUUAUGCGUUCUUUUCUCAAAUUACCGUCGCUCGGUCGGCGGGCGAGUCCGCGGCGGCGGCUCCACCCUCGGACCUGUUACGCUGCAACGAUUGCUAUUUUCGUUUAACCCACUUUAUCUUAAAUAUUGUUUUUCGGGGCUGCAAUGCAGCGAUUUAUACACAUUUAUAAUGUUUUCGAAUAAACGUAGCGUCGAGGGCGAGGCCGUACUGUCUUAAACUUUAUUUUCGUCCGACCGAAACGAAUUCGUAGUGCCAAGUGUUUAACGUACGAGUUGUGAGUGUGACUCGUGCCAAAAGUAUCUCGUACUUAGCUCAGCUUAACGUAGGUAGCAUGGACCUUCUCGGGUCGAUAAACGUUCACAUAGUACUUGUGAAUACAGUAUCGAAGUGAUUCCUCCGGCAUGAGAAUGGAGGCAGCGUACAGUUGUUAGUUGUUACUUGUUACUGCAGUAUUGGGUCCUACAAGCUGCGCCAGAGAGUGUAGUGUUGUGGUCGUGUGUAAUGUAGGACAUCUAGGAUGAGGAAGGUGUGGAGUGCGUGCGCGGACGGCUGGGCCCUCUGCGGACACAAUGUGAGCUGCCACUAGCUGUAUGUUGUCUCAGAGCUCCCCGCACGGCUCGGUGAUGUCGUGCCAGUCGCUGGCGGCGCGCCCCUACGACGACGCCGACUCGCCCUGCACCGUCACCUUCCACAGGUCCGUCCGCUUCAGCUCGGAGUCGCGGAGCCACCCGGCGCGCCCCAGCGAUGUGGACGCCAAGAGGGAGACGCCAGGUGGGUGCGUCGACCGUCGGCGUCGCGUCACCGAGCCCGCCUCGCCCGAUAUUCAGUGUGACCGUGUGGCAGGGUCCAUAUCGCUGACGGUGCUGCCGGCGGGCGCCAUGUCGCAGUCGGCGCCGGCGGCCACCUCGCCGGACGCGGAGCGCGGCGCGACGUGCCGCUUCCCCAAGCUGGAGGAGUGCGCACACUUCCACUACGAGCGCGUCGCCCUGGGCGGCCUGCGCAUCGAGCUGCUGCCCGACGACGACGCGCCGGACUCGCCCCCGCCCGAGGCCGCCGCCGACGACGAGGAGUGGGUGGGGCUCCGGGUACGCUCGCACGUGGCCAGCCCGGAGGCGGGCGACGAGGCGCGGCCGCUGAGCGCCAGUUGGAGCGAGGGCAGCGACGUGCGCGAGUGGACGCUGGCGCGCAGCCGCGACAACUUCCUGCAGCUGGACGAGAUGCUGCACCGCUGCAUCUACGACCGGCGCGUGUCGGGGCUGCCGGAGCUGCGCUCGGCGCGGGCGCGGGGCGCGGACUGGCGCCGCCUGAUCGCCGACUACGUGCACCACCUGUCCAUCAUCGCCGACGACUCCAUCAACUGCGGCCCCGCCCUCAACUGGUUCCAGAUGGAUAAUAAGGGACACAAGCUGCUGGUGGCGAGUGAGGACUCGAGCUCGAUCAACACGCCGGCCGUCGCCGCCGCCUACUCCGUGCGCAAGUACGUCUCCCAGGCCCGCGACGAGAUCAGCUUCGACGUCGGCGACAUGAUAUCGAUCAUCGACAUGCCCGGGCCGCAGGAGUCGCUGUGGUGGCGCGGCAAGCGCGGCUUCCGCGUGGGCUUCUUCCCGCACAACUGCGUGGCCGUGAUCGGCGACAAGGUGCCGCGCCACAUGACGCAGCCGCCGCCCAUCGUGGGCACCGUGGCCGUGGCGCCCAUCAAGCCGGUGCUCCGCAAGCACGGCAAGCUCAUCUCGCUGUUCCGCAGCUUUAUCCUGUCGCGACCGUCGCGGCGCUCGUUGAAGCGGCAGGGCAUCCUGCGCGAGCGCGUGUUCGGCUGCGACCUCGGCGAGCACCUGCUUAACUGCGGGCGCGACGUGCCGGCCGUGCUGGAGGCGUGCGCCGCCGGCAUCGAGCGGCGCGGCGCCGUCGACGGCGUGUACCGGCUGUCGGGCGGCGCUGCGCUCACCCAGCGCCUGCGCGCCGCCUUCGACGCCGCCGCGCCGCCGCCCGCCGCCGACGUGGAGGCGGCGCUGGCGCGCGACCCGCACGCGCUCGCCUCGCUGCUCAAGACCUACUUCCGCGAGCUGCCCAACCCGCUGUGCACGUACCGCCUCUACGACGCCUUCGUGGCGGCCGUGCAGCGCCCGAGCGAGGCGGAGCGGCUGCGGGCCAUGCGCGACACCGUGGCCAAGCUGCCGCCGCCGCACUACCGCACGCUGGCCUACCUGGCGCGCCACCUGCGCCGCGUGUCGCUGCUGGCCGACUCGACCGGCAUGACGGCGCGCAACAUGGCCAUCGUGUGGGCGCCCAACCUGCUGCGCUCGCCGCACCCGCAGCACGCGCUGCAGGGCGUCGCCGUGCAGGCGGUCGUCACCGAGUUCCUCAUCUGCUACGCCGAGGAGCUGUUCGCCGGCGAGCAGGCCGACGACUCCGGCCCCGACUCGCUCGACAUGGACAACGAGAGCGAGGUGCAGGUGGAGCUGCGCGGCGCGGAGCCCUGCCGCCGGCCCAAGAGCCUGCCCAUCAACCCGCCCACCAAGCUCCUGAGCUUGGAGGAGGCGCGUCGGCGAGGUCGCGCGGGCGGCGGGGUGGCUCCCCCCGCGCCGCCCGCGCCCGCCCCCUGCGGCACCAUCGCCGCCGCCGCGCGCACGCAGCUGCGCCCCGCCUCGCACCUCAGACCCAAGUACAUCGAGGUCGGAUCCGGACCCAACAAUCUACCUCAGUAUCACACGGUGCUGGAUCUCCCGAUUCCCGGGACCAAGCGAGCGUUAAAGCGGUCGCCGUCGGGCUGGCGCGGGCUCUUCAGCCGCAGCAAGCAGCAGCGAGCGCGCGCCGCCGCGCCGCCGCCCGUCGCCGCGCCCGCGCCGCCCGCCGCCGCCGCCGCCGCCCCGCCCCGCGCCAAGUCGUGCGAGUCGCUGACGUCGGAGCCGGACGCGCUGGCGCCGCUGUCGCCGGCGCGCGGGGAGCGCGGAGAGCGGGCGGCGCGGGCGCACGCGCGCUCCGCCUCCUGCGACUCGUACUUCGAGCCGUGGCAGGCGGAGCUGGCGGGCAUGCGGCUGCGCCUGUCGCCGCAGGAACGCGACCGCCACAUGUUCAGCGAGGAGGACGACGCGCCGCCGCCGCAGGAGUCGUGGUGCUCGUCGCCCGCGUCCGGCCCCAGCGCGGAGCCGUCGCCGCGCCGCCCGCCGCCCGACCUGGCGGAGCGCAAGCGUGUGGCGCUGGAGCGCCUGGAGCGGCAGGUGGCGCAGCUGGGCUACAUCGACCACGAGCCCGAGCCCGCGCAGCCCGCGCCCGGCAAGCGCCUGUGCACCGACCGCGACAGCACGCAGGCGCCCGCCGCCGCCGCCGCCACCGUCAAGCUCAGAGAGAGAAAUUCACCUCGGAAACAAAGGAAUGGGGGGCGCUACAGCGCGCUCCCGGGCGGCGGCGAGGCAGAGUCGCCGGCGCGCCUCACGUGGCACGGCCGCGACCACCACGCCACGCGCAUCGCCGUGCACUGGCCCGAGCGCGCCUCGCCCGCUGCUUCGCCCGCCGCCACGCCCCCCGCCUCACCCGCCGCCACGCCCCCCGCCUCGCCCGCCGCCUCCCCCGCCGCCUCCCCCGCAUCGCCUGCCGCCACGCCCGCCACGCCGCGGUACGACCCGCUCGACAGCGACUCGGAGGCCAGCGGCCACACGCGCACCAUCACCGUGGGGGCGUGCCGCGCCUGCGAUCGCGGCCAGUGCCUGGAGUGCGAGCUGCGCGCCGCCGACCCGCCCCGCCUGUCGCGCGACUGCUCCGCCGGUAACCUCGACAGCGCCUCCGCCGACGUCAGCUACCGCCUGCUGAACCGCCUGUCCGCCGUGUCCGGCUCGUCGGCGUCCGACCGCCGCGACACCGCCGCCACCUCGCGCCCCACAUCCUCCACCUACUCCAACGGCAGCCUCAAGCCCGACGAGCCGGAUGACGGCCCCUCCUACCUCGACCUGUCCGCCGCCACCUCGCCCGGCAGCCCGCCCGCCCCGCGCCUCCCGCUCACGUCCACGGUCAGCAUCACGUUCCGGUCCCCGAGCAGGGCCGAGGACUACGAGCCGCUCGACGAUGCGGAGACGCCCACGAACGGGCGGGGCUCGGCGGCCGGAGGCGCGGCCGAGGAGCGCAGCCUGGCGAUCGCGGAGGGGGCGCCCGUGCCAGCCACCGACGCCCGCUUGCCCGCGCAGCGAGCGCGCCACCCGCCCGCCGACCUCGACGUGUACAGCCAGGUCAAGUUUUUCAAGAGGAGUAUAGAGGAGGUGAACGCCAUGAUCCUGGCGACACCCGAGGUGGAGAACGCCUACGAGAACGUGGAAUUCGACCGGCCGGAGCCGCGGAGGCCGAGCCCCUCCCCGACGCGCGGCGACGACGGCCCCUGCGACCACCGCGACUACGAGAACGUGCUCGUGGGCGGACGGGCGGCGGCGGGCGGCGACAACGGCAACGGCGAUCUAGCGCCGGCGAGCGUGCGCGAGCUCGCCGGCCGCUUUGAAAGCUCCGUCGACGCCCGGGAGCAGCUCCCGCUCGAGCGGGCCGACCGCGCCCGCGGGCCCGACGCGGCGCCGACGUCUCCCGACACCUCCGAGCUGAUGGGGAGCGGCACCGCACGAUCGCUGGACGAGAGCGCUUUCGUCCGGGAGUUCGGCGGCGAUGCGGACCUCCGGCGGAGCCUCGACACGCGGGAGACGCGGCGGCGGCCUAGGCUCCCGCCCGAUCUCAACCUCAACACCGAGGAGCCGGAGCCGCCCGGCAACGCGGCGAGCGUCACGCCCGCCACCGAGAACAAGAUCUGCCUAGUGCAGCGAUUCGACGCACGUAAGCCCGACCUGCGAGACCUGAUCGGAUUCGACGCCGAGAGGAAGCUGAGCCGCGAGCGGAUAGAGAAGUACAAGGAGGAGAGGAGGAGCUUCCUGCGGGAGAAGUACGGCUCGCAGUCGUUUCGGGGCGGCCCCGAGCAGCUGACGCGGCUGAAGCUGAGGCGGGAGGGGGGCGAGGAGGGGGGCGCGGGGGGAGUCGAGCCGCCUGCCUUCGAGCGCCGUAACACCGUCGACCUCGGCCAGCGUGCGCGCCUCACGCUCGCUCGCAGCGCCACCGACCUCGCGCCGCCCAGGAAGGAAAAAGUCUCGCCAUCGUACAAUAUAAGAGAUAUGGCCGCCAUGUUCGAGCAGAGAUCACAAAGCAACAGCAAUGGAUGACAGGCGGGCGCGCCCCCCGCCCCCCUCCCCGCGCCGCGCGCGACCACCGACCUGUGAGCGAUGGCCGCU
Messenger RNA from Aricia agestis (brown argus), 5427 nucleotides. RefSeq names its product GTPase-activating protein CdGAPr (gene CdGAPr). Bases 763 to 5358 code for a protein of 1531 amino acids. The record is from RefSeq and is a predicted model, not a curated record. Gene Ontology annotation, biological process: small GTPase-mediated signal transduction. NCBI's taxonomy places the organism in Eukaryota, Metazoa, Arthropoda, Insecta, Lepidoptera, Lycaenidae. Gene Ontology annotation, molecular function: protein binding; GTPase activator activity. The transcript has 11 exons.